CGUUAAACAAAUCAAACUUUAACUUUUUAUGCAAGUUUGAGACUGUCCCUUGAAGACAUUUCUAAUAACUGCUGAUGCCUCAAAACGGUGGAGCUUACAGAGGAAGAAUAUUCACGCUAACGGAAACAGGUUUUCUGUUCGUUCAAACAGAAAUGUCGAACCAGAUAGUGUCGUCUUUCCACCCUGGUGAUGUUUCUUUCCUCGAUCGCGGCAGUGACACAUCUGUACUUGUUCACCUGCACGGUGCCACUGUCUUGUCAUGGCGAUGUAAAGGCCAAGAAGUUCUGUUUGUGAGUGAUAAUGCUGUCUUUGACAACAAAAAGGCCAUACGAGGUGGGAUACCAAUUGUAUUCCCCAAUUUUGGGACAUGGAAGCAUGGGCCUCAGCAUGGAUUUGCACGGAUAAAGCGAUGGCGUGUUGAAGUUCCACCGACCAAGGAUCACAAGGGCAAUGUUAUUGCUGCAUUUUCGUUAGAAGACGAUGCUGAAACACGUUCCAUGUGGAAUUUCAAAUUUAAGCUUGUGUAUACAUUGGAACUGCAGGAGUCUUCACUAGUCCAAAACCUGUGUGUCCACAACUUGGACAAAAGCAGUUUUGACUUCACCUGUCUCCUACAUACUUAUUUCCGAACACCUGAUGUGGAGAAGAUGAGAAUCAUGGGGCUGCAGAACCUGACGUAUUGUGACAAAUUAAAAGAUUCUGCAGAAUUUAAAGAAGAUCGUUCAGAAAUACAAGUGUGUGAAAAUAUCGACAGAGUGUACACAAGUUCGCCAUCAGAAAUACGUGUCACUCACGUAGGAGAUGGGUCAUGUGAUGCUGUUCUGAAGAUCUUUGAUUUCCCCGAUGUGGUUGCUUGGAAUCCGUGGGUGGAGAAGUCGCAGGCGAUGUCAGAUUUUGGUGAUGACGAGUAUCACGUGAUGUUGUGUGUUGAGGCAGGGUGUGUCUCAAAGCGGGUCGUCCUGCCCCCGGGACAGAGCUUCGAGAGUAGCCAGACUCUCAUUCUGAUCAACUCCCCACGAUAACUCUACUUCAACCGAACUCCUACUGCUCUCAACUCACCACGAAAACUACUUCAACCGAACUCCUACUGCUCUCAACUCACUACGAUAACUCUACUUCAACCGAACUCCUACUGAUCAACUCACCACAAUAACUCUACUUCAACCGAACUCCUACUGAUCAACUCACCACGAUAACUCUACCUCAACUGAACUCCUACUGAUCAACUCACCACAAUAACUCUACUUCAACCGAACUCCUACUGAUCAACUCACCACGAUAACUCUACUUCAACCGAACUCCUACUGCUCUCAACUCACCACGAUAACUCUACUUCAACCGAACUCCUACUGAUCAACUCCCCACGAUAACUCUACUUCAACCGAACUCCUUCUAUUCAACCCUGCAGUUACAGGCCUCCCAACCACUUGUACAUACCAAAAUAUAGGAAAUAUAGGACUUUGCAUACCAAAAUAUAGGAGUUUUAUAGGAAUUUUGAGGUCAAAUAUAGGAAAAUUUGGAAAAAUUAUCAUGAUUAUAGGCAUUUUACACAGAUUUUAAAGACAUUUACAUUACUAAUGGUAUGUUCUUACCUUGCAUAUGUACACAAUGAUACCAUCUACUACCUCAACAAACAGGGUUGAAAAUUAGCAGUUGCCCGUAGCGACCUUUAUUGGCUAUGGGCAACUAUGAAUUUCACAAAGGUAGUCCGUUGGGAGAACAUUGAUUUUAGAAUCUGGUGAAUAUGGUACCAGGUGAAAAAUUAACGCACUGAAACUGAAUCGAAUGUGACAAAACACACCGCUAUUGUGCUGACGCGAACUACAUAUCUGGCAACAGACAACAUUAUAGAACAUGUUCUAUAUUUUGACAACGCCAGACUUACCAGACUCAGCCUCAGCUUCUGAGAUUUUGGUCCGAGGCUUUAAAAAAAUAUAGCUCAAAACGUAUUGCAAACACAUCAUGUUUUUGGGUUUUUUUUUAAGUUGUUGGAUUAAUGGACUGGAUACCCCA
This is a messenger RNA of Gigantopelta aegis, 2013 nucleotides long. Its product is annotated as putative glucose-6-phosphate 1-epimerase. Bases 75 to 1022 code for a protein of 315 amino acids. The record is from RefSeq and is a predicted model, not a curated record. Gene Ontology annotation, molecular function: isomerase activity; carbohydrate binding. Lineage: Eukaryota; Metazoa; Mollusca; Gastropoda; Neomphalida; Peltospiridae. The transcript has 10 exons. Gene Ontology annotation, biological process: carbohydrate metabolic process.